AAGAAAAAGCAGCAAGAAGGAGACAAGAUACUGGGGCAGUGGCUGCAGCAAUGGAGGAAAAGAGAUGAACACUAGGAGAUCUUCAGGAAGAAGAAUGGGCCUUGGUAACCCUGGAUUGGAAUGGGGUAAAGAGGACCCAAAGUUUCUUCCUUUGCCAGUGGGAUGGAGGCUUGGGGUUGCCCUGUUUGCUCUGUUCAUGGGAAAUGGUGUUCCUGUAGGACAUCCAGUGAGGGAGUGUGAAGGCUGCUGGGUAUAUAGUUCUGGGUUUAGGAGUUGGGUCACAGGUAAAGAUUCAUGAAUGGACAGAUAGUGGGACUGAAGGACACUUACUAGAAAAGUGUAACCCCAAGAAUAAAGAGGAAAACCAGGGGUUUGGGGGUCAGGGAAUACUGUGGUAAGAAAGCCAGCUGACAGAUCAGUUAAGACUGAGGUGUAUUCAGUUAAUAACAUGGAGAUUCUGGGUGGAGGUACCAUGGAAAGGAGUGGGAAGUGAAGCAGUGAUGCACACCUUUGCUGGGGGUUUUCUACUCCAAGCUCUACCACAUAGGCUGAGGUCUGGAGACCCUGAGUUCCAGGAAGAGAUAGUUGAAAGCUGGCAGCAGAGUUAGGCAAGGACUGGGUUCUCAGGCUCCAGGGUGCCACUCUGCUCACCUUGAUCUCAGGUCAAAGCCUUUGCUGAGUGACCUCUUCCAGGAGCUUUACCAAUCCCUGCUAACCCAGUCUGGUCAGCAGUGGCACAGACACAAGACAUUUCUAUGUGCAGGAGGCUCUGCGGGGGAGCAGGAGACUCAAAACUGAAUCUGGGACUGGACUCAGGCUUAUAAGCUCCUGGAAGACAGGGCUGCAGUGCUUGCCUGGGAAGUUAAUGCAGACAGGGUUGACCUGCUGUCUUGUAUCCCAAUGGGGACAAAGGAGAGGUGGGAUGGGGGAAGCACAGAGGAUUCCUGGACUGAAUUCCAAAAGAUUUGGGACAGUACUUUCUGCCUGUAUGAUCCUCCUGGGCCUAAGAAGCAGCGUCCCCAUCUGGGCCUAAGUAAUGAGAACUGUUGUAAGAAUUGGAGAAGCAGUUUUGUGUGUGCAAACCGUCCUCACUCGGCAGUUUACUGGGUGGCAGGCGGGGGGCAUUCCGUGAGAGUGGGGGUAACCAGAGACACCGAUACUUACCGGGCCUCAGAAACGCGGUCUUGGGGAGUCUGAGCUAGCACCAAGAACAGGCCUUCCCAGCAAGAAUUGCCCCUAAGGAAUCCUCUCAGGGAUUUAUCUUCACUCGGAGUUCCCGGCGCGGCGCCGGGGCGGAGCUGAGCUCCAGAUGUCCGGGCGCGCACAGCUGGAGGGUCACGUGGCACGGCCUCGGUCCCCUUCCUGCCAACGCUGCAUUUGGCCCAGGCCCCGUCCAUGGCCGCCCUUAGGACCCUGCGCUGAGCCCGAGGCUCCAGCGUCGGGGGGCCACGCCGCUCCCAGAAGGCUCUGCGGGCGACCCUUCGAAGAGAGGGCGGGCGUCGGCCACGCGGUCAUGAGGAGGCGGCUGCGCCUACGCCGGGACGCGUCACUCACGCUGCUCCUCAGCGCCGCCCUUGGCCUCUUACUGUAUGCGCAGCGCGACGGCGCGGCCCCCACUACUAGCACGCCGCAAGCGCAAGGGCGGGAGGCACAGAGACCCACCCCAGGUCCCCGAGCAUUCCAGGUACUGGACUCUGGCGCAGCCCCACCGGCCUACGAAGGGGACACGCCGCCAUCGCCCACUCCCACCGGCUCCUUUGAUUUCCGCCGCUACUUGCGCGCCAAGGACCAGCGGCGCUUUUCACUCCUCAUUAACCAGCCUCACAAGUGCCGUGGUGAUGAUGCACCUGGUGGCCGACCUGACCUGCUCAUAGCUGUCAAGUCGGUGGCAGCUGACUUCGAGAGGCGACAAGCCGUGCGCCAGACGUGGGGUGCCGAGGGUCGCGUGCAGGGGGCACUUGUACGCCGUGUGUUCUUGCUGGGGGUGCCCAGGAGUGCAGGCACCAAUAAGGCUGACCCAAAGGGGGUGGGCACACAGACACACUGGCGUGCACUGCUGCAUGCUGAGAGCCAUGCAUAUUCGGACAUCUUGCUCUGGGCCUUCGACGACACUUUUUUCAACUUAACACUUAAGGAGAUCCACUUUCUGGCCUGGGCCUCAGCCUUUUGCCCCAACGUGCGCUUUGUUUUUAAAGGUGAUGCUGAUGUAUUUGUACACGUGGGGAACCUGCUGGAGUUCCUAGCAUCGAGGGAUCCUGCGCAGGACUUGCUUGCAGGUGAUGUAAUAGUGCAGGCGAGGCCAAUCCGUGCUAGGGCCAGUAAGUACUACAUCCCAGAGGCUGUGUAUGGCCUGCCUGCCUACCCAGCCUACGCAGGUGGUGGUGGUUUUGUUCUUUCUGGAGCUACGCUGCGCCGCUUGGCAAGUGCCUGUGCACAGGUUGAGCUCUUUCCCAUCGAUGAUGUCUUUCUAGGCAUGUGUCUGCAGCGCCUCCGGCUCACACCUGAGCCUCACCCAGCUUUCCGUACCUUUGGCAUUUCCCAGCCUUCUGCAGCACCACACCUGAGCACCUUCGACCCCUGCUUCUACCGCGAAUUGGUUGUAGUACAUGGGCUCUCAGCUGCUGACAUCUGGCUUAUGUGGCGCCUGCUGCAUGGGUCACAUGGGCCAGUCUGUGCACAUAGGCAGCCCGUUGCUGCAGGCCCCUUCCAGUGGGGCUCUUAGCCACCCAUCACAGUGCCAAGCUUCUCUUAGCCCCAGGAUGGAACAGAAGAGAGCCUGAAGGAGAUUCCUGUGUGGAUUAUUAAGGUGUGGGUUACUCUUUCCUAGAUUACCUGUGUCUGCCUCCUCAGAAUCCCAGGGUAUGGAAACUGAGUUUGGCAUUUCCUGUUGGCUCAUACUACACAGAGGAGGUCUAAAAAACAAUGUAUUGGUGACCACAAGUAGAGCUAUGGCUGAGGUGGAGGAAGACCAUGUCUUGCCCAGCAGGCCCCAGAGCAAUGGACAUAUUUAGUCAUCCUAGUAGCACAUAGGUGUGUGUUCAGGUGGAGGCUUGGUUUUGAACUCCUAGGAUGAUGCAGACACAUGCAGCUCCUCAAGGCCAGGUCCCACAGCCUUCAUGGACCUGGCAGGCAUUCUGUCAUAACUCAGUCUAAAGUAGACAUGUUGCUUGCCACCUGCUUCUUCAAUUGGAUUCCCAGCCCUGUCUACAUCUUUAGAUCUUUCCCCUCUCAGGUCUGCUUUCCUGGGCCAACUCCAAUAGGAUCCAGGUCUGCCUGGUACACCAUGGAUAGAGCCAUAUCAAGGACAACUAUGUCAUGUUCCCAAAGUCUUUCCCCAUCUCCUAUACCCAUACACUAUGCCAUUGUUAAAAGCUGUCCCGUCCCCUUCAGAGGAGCCAUGGCUGUCUCCUCAGACUCUUCUACUAUAAAAUUUCUCAUAUUCUUCAACCACCCCCUUCCUAAGAAAUAAAUACUUCCACACUUAUUUCAGUACAAAUAUCUCAGCAACAGCCCAUGGCAAGCUGCUGCUGAGGGCACAGGUGCUUUAUUGGAGAAGGGAUGUGGGCAGGGGAUGAGGAUGGGUCCCUCAUUCCAAGAGGAUGGGAAUAGUCCUGGCUACCCCUGACAGUAAAAUGUGCAGGGUCUCUGGCCAGACCACUGUCCAAAUGGGAAGACAUUAGUCAGUUACAAAAUCAAAGUCAUGGGAGUGCCACAUAAGCCUGACUAUAGGACUAGGAACCAUACAGGCACGUGGAGCAGAUCCCCUGCACAUUCAUCAUGAACUAUACAGGAUGAGGCUGUACAUGAGUUAAUUACAAAAGUUUCAUAUUUACAAAAAUCUGUACACACAUUUGAAAAACUCACAAAAUUGUCAUCUAUGUAUCACAAGUUGCUAGACCAAAAUAUUAAAAAUGGGAUUAAAAUUA
Marmota monax (woodchuck) is the source of this 3926-nucleotide messenger RNA. It is a transcript of the gene B3gnt9, whose product is annotated as UDP-GlcNAc:betaGal beta-1,3-N-acetylglucosaminyltransferase 9. The record is from RefSeq and is a predicted model, not a curated record. The transcript is spliced from 2 exons. Bases 1310 to 2722 code for a protein of 470 amino acids. NCBI's taxonomy places the organism in Eukaryota, Metazoa, Chordata, Mammalia, Rodentia, Sciuridae. Gene Ontology annotation, cellular component: membrane. Gene Ontology annotation, molecular function: hexosyltransferase activity.